Erinaceus europaeus (western European hedgehog) is the source of this 875-nucleotide messenger RNA. Its product is annotated as natural killer cells antigen CD94-like. The record is from RefSeq and is a predicted model, not a curated record. Bases 1 to 612 code for a protein of 203 amino acids. The transcript has 5 exons. Lineage: Eukaryota; Metazoa; Chordata; Mammalia; Eulipotyphla; Erinaceidae.
AUGUAUUUUUUUUAUACCUGUCUUAAAAAAUUUUUAUUCUUAGACUUUGAAAGUCUUCAGGCAUCAGACAGAGCUGUGAAGAAUGUGAACCAAAGGAUCGAGUCUUUGCCAAAAAUAGAAGCAAAGUUUAAUGAGAUCCAAAAUGUUCUUGAGGAAAAUAAAGAAACCCUAAGGUGGCUCCAAAAUCAGAAUGAGUAUCUCACUGAGUCUCUGCAUGAACUAAGGAUUAAGCAAGGAGACAAGUGUGAACUUCCUCUGCAUACUCCGGUACAACACAGAGGCUUCUGCUACUUCCGAACCCUGAAAAUGAAUUCUUGGAGAAACUGUUCCCAUCUUUGUGACUCUCUGAACGCUACUUUUUUGAUGACAGAAAGGAAUAAAUCGAUGAUAAUUAUGAAUUUACUUGCAGUAAAUCAUACUUGGAUUGGCCUGUCUUAUAAGAAAGAGAAAAGUAAAUGGAUGUGGGAAGAUGGUUCCUUGCCUUCUUCUGACAUGAGUUCACUGGAACCAAGUCUGGAUAUUUCGAAGUGUGCGUAUGUGAUGGAACACACCACCAAGACUGCUGACUGCAGCCAGUCCUUUUCAUGUGCAUGUGUGAAGAAAGCCCUUUAAGUGAUCAAAGAUAGUUAAAAGGGAAGCUAGAAAGUUCACUUCUUAAUAUUCCAGAUUCAUGAUCUUCUAGGAUUUCUUUUAUUGAUAUUUCAUGUUUUUUUCAUCACAGAAACUGAUAAAUGAAUCUAUGAUAAAAGAAGGGUGGACUACAAGACUAUGGGAAAUGAUAGGAGAGCCCCCCAAAUUAGAAAUUUAGGAGCACAUUGAUUUUGUGAGAGCUGUUUAUAUAUAGUUGACCUAAUAAACAUAUCAUUUGCCAUGAA